AAACUUUGCUGGGACCAGAAUGCUACAGUGUAUGUCAAUAUUUCAACCAGGAUUUCAUUAGAUGUCUUCAGUUAAUGAUCACUUGUAGAUAUUCUGUUCUGUGAUUUAAAAUGGGACUGAGACUUCUCCUGCUGCUGGUUUUCUCUGCUCAGAGGUGCAUUGGACAGACCAUUGGACAGAACUGUUCAGAUGCAUAUAACAGGCUUCCAGAUAAUAGUGAUAUUGCUACCGUGUGUGGAACCCAAGAGAUUCAAUUGUCAAUAAAGGCUUGUCCUGUUUGGUAUGCCCAAUUUGAACCACAAUCCCUGGCUCUCAGUGGUAAAGGGAACAUCUCUAAAUGCUUGGGAACUCUGGAUACCUCGACAGAAACUCCAGUUGUAAGAUUUACUCUUCCUAUAAAUGACACCAGUGGAAAUGAAUGUGGCAACACAAUUGCAAUUAUAGAACAACCAGGUAGUGACAAUUUUGGCGCUUAUUCGCUCGUGCAGACAGUGGUUAUAUCUGGAUUUGUGGACUCUAUAUCAGACACGGCUUCCGGAGUUGUCACAUACACCACAAAUAUCCACUAUAACUUUUCCUGCUACUACCCUCUCCUGUAUUUGGUAAAUAACACCCAACUUUUGACAUCCUUUGGAGCUGUAGCAGUGAACAGUAACAACGGCAGUUUUAUCAGUACCCUGAGCAUGAAGUUUUUCCUAGAUGAAGGAUUGAUGAGCCCCAUGCAGCUGAAUGGGACAGUUUACAAAUUAAAUCAGAAAAUCUUUGUUGAAGUCUUCCUCAAUAACACAUCAACAAGCUUCAAUGUGCUUCUGGAUCAGUGUUUUGCUACACCAUCACCUCUGUUAACAUCCACUUUACCAGAUGAGAGACACAACUUCUUCACAGGCUGUAAUGUGACAAGCAGGACAAAUGUUACUGCCAAUGGUUUAGGAAAAUCGGCCAAGUUCAACUUUGACUCUUUCCGCUUCCUGCAGCACCAAGGACAGAAAUCAUCAUCCAUAUAUGUGCACUGUAUUACAAUCCUGUGCAAGCCAGAAACAUGUCAGAAAUAUCUUUCUUCAUGCACAAAGACACGAAGAAAACGAGAUGCUACUUUAAGUGAUAGUGCAACUCAACCAGUGACUGUGUCUUCAGGACCCUUCGAAAUAGGAGGCAGCACAGAGGAUAACCUUCUAGAAGUAAUUCCAGAAUUAAAUCAGUUCUCAGACUCCAUGACUGGCAUCAUCAUUGGAAUUGUCAUCGCUGUUGUCAUUGCAGCAUGUCUUGUCUGCUGCAGCAGAAUGCUGUGCAAAAUGUACCACCUCAAAGCUCCUCAGGCCAAGUGAUCCACAUUUCAUGCAUGUUACUAUUUGUAUAAUACUAAGAAUUUAACUGGCUUGGGUGCCUUUAUCAUUUUAAGUGACUUCAGGGCAAAUUCUUUUUUUUUUUUUUAUGACAGUGUGUCCUACUUUUGCAAUAUACUUGAUAAAUGUGGUUGCCAAAUAGUUUUUCUGUUUUUUCAGUGUGAUCAAACGCUACAUGCCUUUAUAACAGUUUCACCUUGUUAGCAGAUCUACUGGACUAUGCCUAAAGCUUUAUUUCCUAUUCUUUACAGAAGAUAAUAUAACAGUUUUAUAUUACGAAUCACUAAAUAGGCAAUAAGCAGUCGUCUGUUUAUUGUUAUAUGAAAAGGGUAGCCAAAAUGACAUUCUUUAUUAUCCAGUAAAUAGGCACACCUUAGCGUGUCUAAUAUUCCUCUGAGAACUGCAAGGAUCUAAGUCCCAAAGAGCACUAGAAUAAAGUUGUAUUUUGGAUGACAGGUCUUUAUUAGCAAGAGGACUUCUAUGAUGCUCUUUGGGAGAAAAAAAACAUUAUGCAAUUAACAUUUCUAAACCCAAAUCAAAUAAGUAAGACUGUGUCCAUCAUAUUUGUUAGUUCUUUCUUCUUCUUGAUAGAACAAUUUCUGUAAAUGAAUGCAUGAUGCCUGUAUUAUUGAAAAUCAACUUCUCUGUAACAAACAUCAUUAAUUAUGAAUCAACUGAUCAAAAUAAUUGUUGAAAAAAUAAAAUAUUUUUGCCAAGUAA
This is a messenger RNA of Xenopus laevis (African clawed frog), 2063 nucleotides long. Its product is annotated as zona pellucida-like domain-containing protein 1. The transcript is spliced from 11 exons. The record is from RefSeq and is a predicted model, not a curated record. NCBI's taxonomy places the organism in Eukaryota, Metazoa, Chordata, Amphibia, Anura, Pipidae. The coding region runs from base 111 to 1325 and encodes 404 amino acids.